AAUGCACAUUGAAGAGCUCCAAUAAUGGCUACGCUGGUGGAGGGUGAAAAGUAUGGGCUCUCUUCCACUUCAGCAAAUAACGAGCAAAAAAGCGUAGUCCAUGUUAAAUUAACGGAUUCCGCAUUAAAGGCGAUAGAAGAUUUACUUAAAUGCAAGGACAAGUCUAAGAAACCUUCAAUAUCCUUUAAUGGAAAUCAAGGGGUCAUCAACAUCCCAGCACGGGACUCUGGCAACUCAAAAACAUUCCAGUUCAGCGUUUCCAGUCUUGGGGAUGCUAAUGGCUUGGACUGUGUCCAGCAAACAGACUCCAAAAAUGGUAAUCAGCUGGUCAACUUGGGCACAAUGUCUGCCAGGUUGAAUGUCCAGGCUACAUCAGAUGUCUUCAGGCAGACUAAGGAAACGAUGAAAACGGCUCAAGAGGAGUGGACAAAAGUGAGGACACAGGAAAUCAAACUCAAUGGACGGAAUGGUGUCGGCCGAAAAAUCAAGAAAGUUAAACAUGAAUCUGAACUUAAAAACCCAAUUCCACCUACACGCCAAGAGAAGGAGCGGGAAUUUGACCUCAAGAAUCGAAUUCAAGAGGCCAAGCGUGAUGUGGAUAUUCGACUAAUGAUGCAGCACAGUGCCAAUAAUUCUAAAGUGAACCCUAUUCAGAACAGUGCAAUAAAAACAAGUAAAACAACUGCUGUCGUCUCCCCCUUCACCAACAAUUCAUCCUCACGAAAAGUAAGUCCAUCACAGUCACCGCACGAGGUGUCAUCGACAACUGGCGGAGUGCCUUCCCCUUCUUAUUCUUCCAGUCAGCCUGUCAAAACCACCAAAACUGCUGUCAUGUCUGCACCUAUCAGAGAAAGAAUUGUCCAUUUUCUUGCUCUCCGUUCAUAUAAGAAGCCAGAGCUUUAUGUUCGUUUGAUGAAGGAUGGUUUGAGUGAUGCUGAUCGUAAGGAAUACAGUACCUUUAAUUUAGAGGAUAUAGCUGUUCUAAACCCGAAAGAUAACCGAUACUCUCUGUCAAAGCAUGCCUUCUCCGAGGUCAAACUGGAUUGGCAUUACUACACUGACCAUGAAAGAGAACUGGUCAGAAAGAAGCUACAAAGUUUGUCUCCAGCAUCUUCCCCUGCCACAUGUCAGCCAUCUCCCAAAGCCAGUCCAACAAGUAGUACACAGAAAAGGCCAUGUGAACAGCCAGAACAAAAUCAGCCAUCAAAAAAACAGCGCAUAUCCCACUACCGCAAGGAAAACAGGCCAGCACUGACGGAAACGGCAGAAAACCGAGAGUCUGUCGGAAACGACCGCACUCAUAAAAAGGAAAAUAUCGAUGAUUCUGCUGAUGAAGCCUCCUCCACGUCGGAGACCCCGGAUUAUUUCCUUAAAUACAUAGCAAUAUCUAGUGGACCCCAGAGAGCCAAAUAUAAACAAGACUUUAAUACAGAGUAUCAGGAAUACCGUGACUUACAUGACAACGUUGAGAAAGUGACAAGAAAGUUUGCUGACCUUGAGACAUUAAUGAAACGAACUCAGCCGGGUACCGAAGAGUUUGAAAAUCUUAAGAAUAGAAUACGACAGGAAUAUAAGUACCAGAAAGAUGAUCACAAAUACAUGGAACAGAAAAAACGAUUUGAGUACCUACACAAAAAACUGGGUCACAUAAAACGCCUGAUUCUGGACUAUGAUAACAGUCAGCCAACAAUGUCAUAGCUGUGGAGUCUGGCAGAGUUAUGUCCCUUGCUGUAACUGACCUGACCGUGCCUGCUGACUGUGAUUCCAUAAAUAGCCUUAUAAAGGUACAACUUUUCCUCCAAAGAUCCUCCUGAUGAACGGGGGAUUCAGCCAUCUGGGUGCCUCUGUUUGUAUGUUUGUUUGUUUGGUGAGUCACAAGGUGGCAGACAUUUUUGUUCUGGUGAUUGCCCUGGUUGUAUGUCGAAAAAUGUGAUAUUCUUUAAUCUUUGUGUACAUUUUUGACAAAGGUACAUAACAGUAAGAUACACAUGUCAGAAUGGCAGUAUAAUAUUGUUAUGUCCUCUGUUUAAUGUUAUGAUGUAAUGAUGUUAAUAUGGCAUUAGAGAUUAUUGAUUGUGCUAAGCUCACAGCCAUUUUUGCAAUAGAGGGCAAAAUUUGUUCUUUUACUAAUUAUUAUUGCAUGACAUUGUAAGGCAUGACGAGGCUUUUUGCAGAAAGGGACAUUUUUUCUGCCGAGACUUAAUAUUUUUGUGAUUUGCCCAAUUAUGUAUUCUCCGUAAUGAUAACCUGAUUGCCCAUGGAUCUGACCUAGAAAUUGAAAAAAAUUGUUGCAAACAUAUCCCAGAUUUUCCAUGAAGACUUGUCAAGGCCAUUGUGAUCUGUAGGUACUUUUUUAGAAGAAAUAGAUCUAUAAUCAUGUAAUGAUUGAUCUGGACGAGAAUAAUUUGUACAUCUCUUCAGUUGAUUGUAUGUUUAACAUUCAGAUCUCAUGGUGAAAAGCUAAUUAAUUUUUGCAUAAUUAAUUUGUAAACUGAUGGUAUCUGAGUUUGUACAUAGCAGUUUUGUUUGUGUUGAUAUUUUAAUGUGUUGACAUUCAAUGUUUGGAUGUUAGUGCUAUAUUUAAGAUCAUUCAGCGUCAAGUGCCUUAUAAUUCCCUGUUAUACAACUGUUCCUAUAUAUGACAUUACCACAAUUUUUGUUCAACAUUUGUUAUUAAUUUAUUUUGUUGUUUAUUUGGAUAUAUUUCCUUGUAUUGUGGUGAAAUUUCAACUGUUAAACCUUUCAAACUUUGUCUCGGCAUUUAUAUGCAAAUAGGAAUUUUUUUCAAUUAAUUACCAAACUUUUUCUGUAAUUCUGGUAUGCAUUCAUAAUUCUUAUAUAACAUUUAAUCAAAGUGACAAAAAUAUUGUGAACUUACAAGCUGUGACACUACCCAUAAAAUUCUUAGCAAAAUAAUUUGUAAUGAUCUCAAAUAUUGCAACUUUAAACACUUGGCACAAAUUGUACUGGCUUAGAUUUUUAUGCACAAGCAGUCAAAGGGAGAGAAUUCACUUCUUUUUCCACAGUGACAUUAAUCAACAGAUGCUGAAGUUGAAGGCUAGUGUACAUAUUUAUUCAGAAACAUUAUCAAUUGUUUUGUGUCAAAUUAUUGCACCAUUUUUGUCAAAUUUCUCAUGAAUGAAUGGCAGAUAUCCAAUCUCUCCAUAAAAAUACUUAAAAAAAAUUGUAAAAGAUGAAAAAGGUUAUAUACAAUGUAUAUACAUUUAAAAAAUUGCAAAAAAGGAGAAAUUGGGUAUCAAUGCAAAAGUUCAUAAAACAGGAAAUUCAGGUAUUUUCAUUAAAAGAAAUAAAUUCUAGUGAUAAUAUUUUAACAUAAUGAUUUUAAUGAAAGAAAGUUGAUGAAAUUUGAUUUCAUCACACAGAUAUUACACAAUUUCCUGCUUUAUGAGGAAACGAAGUUCAUAUGUAAGAGGGGAGGUGGUUGAUAAAUUGUGAUGCAUUUGAUUUGUGAGAAUUUACCAAUCAAAUUUGAUUAUUUUAAAAUAUGAGGUUGUACAACAUAUUAUUUAAGCUCAACUUGGACCAAAGACAAGAAAACUAAGUAUAAAGUACUCCAUGCCACAUCCCAUAGCUGCCAUAAUACUUGAUACAAGUUGGGAAAUGUGAAAUAAUUAUCAUUCUGUUCAAGAUUUGCUACAUGUAGAUAGAUAGAUGUAAAAUAUCAAAGAUCAGUCAUUUAAGAAAGAAUCUGAUGCAAAAUAAAAGUGCAUCCUCACCUCACUAGAGUAAAAAGUCUUGGAAGUUUUCAUGGAAAAGUGUGUGACAUUUUUUUUCUCUCUAUUUAUUGUGUGUGAUGUGUGCCUGAAUGAAUGAAGCUUUCUGUAUUCUGAGUGUCUCUGAGCAUCUUGCCAUUUCUGGUGAGAUUUUGGAUCUGUGUUGUGACAUCUCAAUGCUGUGCUUACACUUAAUUCUUUACCUUUUGUAAUUUCUCCCCUUCACAAUGUAUCUUCUUAGCAUAAGGUAGAAAAAAAUAAUAUAUAAUCAUAGAUCUUCAUUAUUGUACAGAUUGUAGGAAGACAAGUUGUAAAUACAUCAGCUGUUCAGAUCUGCUGGUUUGAAGGGGAAAAGCUGUUCAGUUUAUGCUAUUUAUGUUAGGUAUAACUGAUAAAUGGAAGAAAGAAUUUUAGAAAGGGAGAGUAAUAAAUGAUAAAAAAAAAUGAUCAAGGGUACACAUAAUAUAAUGUUUAUUAAUCAUUUAGAAAUAGGUAGGGGAUUAUUGUUCUUGAUACGAGUGCUAGAAGAAAAAUGGACCAUAUUUGACACAAACAUGAACUCCACCCCUAACACAUGACAAGAAGAAAUAUCAAGGUCUACUGUAUAAUUUGAUGUAACACAUUUUUCUUUGCUCAACAGACAUGAUUCAGAACUAAUCAUGUUUUUAUGCCUGUUGGUUGUUUUAGAAUGAAUUUGUAAAUAUGUUCAUGAAUUCAGUGAAAUUGUAAAUAAAAAAAUGUUUGAGAUACACAACUAGUAUUUAAAAAUGACUCAAGUACAUAAACAUUUUUUGGGAUGAAUUUUGUUUGCAUGCUGUUUGCAGAUUUUUUUUGUUUAAAACCUAUAUCAUCACAUUCCACGUUUGUAUAAAUAGUCUGGACAAGCAUUCCAAAGAUCAAACCAGUGUGUACUAACAGACAAUUAUAAAUAGUUCAGAUAAAGAAAGGAAAAUCCCUCAGACUGGAGGAUUUAUCUGAUGUUUUGUUUGAUUUCAAGUUUUACUUUUUUGGAAUUAGAUUAAGAUUUGAUUAUUUUCUGAUACAAAGCACAGAAGUUGUACAUUGAUGUUAUAGAUGUUGAUGAAUGGCAGAUGUAUACUAGGGAUAUCACACCCUCUGUUUUUCACAUUAUCAUUCUGUACGCAGAGCUGUUAUGCUGAUGUCGGCAUGUGUUGUAUAUUGAGUGUCACAUGGUAAAUUUGACAUGUCGCACAUGAAUAACUAUUUUUACAUGCUGCACAUGGUCAAAUGUUAUACAGUAUACCAUGUGAUGCACAUGGCAUGGUAAAUGUUAUCUUCAAUAAACAAAUGCAUUGAAAAA
This is a messenger RNA of Saccostrea echinata, 5055 nucleotides long. RefSeq names its product RNA polymerase II elongation factor ELL-like. The record is from RefSeq and is a predicted model, not a curated record. Gene Ontology annotation, molecular function: cis-regulatory region sequence-specific DNA binding. The transcript has 12 exons. NCBI's taxonomy places the organism in Eukaryota, Metazoa, Mollusca, Bivalvia, Ostreida, Ostreidae. The coding region runs from base 25 to 1698 and encodes 557 amino acids. Gene Ontology annotation, cellular component: transcription elongation factor complex. Gene Ontology annotation, biological process: transcription elongation by RNA polymerase II; positive regulation of transcription elongation by RNA polymerase II; snRNA transcription by RNA polymerase II.